GGCCAAUGUAAACGGAAGUGGUUUGUGUUUAAUUUUUCAUACAUGCACUGUGACCCAUCUACGCGGUCUGGGUUACCACUGAACACUAACCCUAACCCUAACCCAGUUAAAAAAGAAAAAAGAAAGUCAGGUUUGGAACCAGAACGUGCAAUAUGCUGAAACAAGAGCAGGAUUAAAGUCCCCGCCAAACCCGUUGGUCAGAUUAAAGAAGGAGACUGCUGGAGGAGCUGGGGAUAACGCUGGUUGAUCGGACUCCAUUCCCAUUACUCCCACUGUCCACAGAUCCUACCUCCAGCCUGGAGUAGCGUAUCAGUCCCGGGAAGGAUCUGAAGAGAUUAUUACAGGAGAGUGAAUACAUGGAUGACGGUAACUGUGAGACAGAUCUGUGCUCGCUUAUAGAAUCCCUGACCUGCUAUAGUUCCAGGAGACUCCAAAGGCUCAAGCUAAAACUGCAGGUACAGGAAUAAACUCACUGCAGACAGAAUUAUGUGCAAGACCUAUGACAUCUGGAAAUCAAACUUUAAAGACGGGAAUGUCUUUAAAAUGUAGAUGUUUUAUGGGUGAAGUGUCACAGCAUCCUCGUAUUAUGAAGUUGAGAAUAUUAAAAGCCGCUUUCAAUCUUUUGAAGAACCCCAGGAUUGAGCCUGCUCUGAAAAAUGCCACAUGCUGCCUAAAAACAGUAAUUAAUAACAAACUAAUCAACCCUUCACUAAGGAGGCCCAAACCAUACAGCUCUCUUUUUUCUUAUUAAAUGUGUAUAUGUCGUUCUUUCACACCACAAAAUUAUAUAAAAGCUGUAACUGAUUUGCAUAAAUGCAGAGAGAGAACAGAGAGGGCUGUGAACAGGAAGAGGCCUCCGAAUGCAACUGCUCGAGCAUACAGAGCCUGGUUUCAGGGGCGGAGGUGUCAACUAUUGUUUGUUUAUGGAUAAUAAAUGCUAAAUAUUUUCAGGUUUUGUGGACUUUAACAAUUGUGCUUGUGUUAUACAGUAUGUGCUUUGGUUUUGAAGGUCUCUGAUUAUCUUUCAGUGCUUUUUUACUUGUAUGACAGUGAUGAUGAUGAAGAGGGAGAAAGACACAAGCUGGCUCAGCUGCAGCGAGAGGAGAUGAUUUCUUUUUUGUAUCCUCCCACUUUUACUCUGAGAAUGAUGCAUGAUGACUUGCACUUGGUUAGUCACUGUAACUGAUGUCACAUGUUGAACAUCCAUGAAACAUCCCCUCAACUUCAUAGACUGUGACAGUCAGCAAAUGGCUAAACACCAACAUUUUAAUUUAUAUUAAUAUAUUGUUAUUUUAUUGAUAUUAAGUUAACCUAUUUUUUAUCUGAUCAUCACCUCUUUCAGAAAGCAACAGGAACAUAUCAGUUCAAUUAGGAGACAGAAACAAGAAUUUGUUCCUGGAUUCUGGAACAUCAACACCAUAGAGAUGGGAGGAUUAGGAAGAACUGGAUGAGAAAAAUCCAGAAGAGGAAAUACGAGAUGCAUCAGCUGAAGAGAAGAGGAGAUUCCCGGCGCUCUGAUUGGCUGUGUUCACAUCGCGUCAUCUGUUCUGUUUGUCUACGUUUCCUGUCAAAUUGUCAAUUUUGGAUCCAUACUUCUCUGUUUUCAUAAUAUCUCUAAACGAAAUAACAGCGAAUAAUAAGGAAUCGGCGGGUUCCUUUAAAAUGAGAAAGUCCUCCUACCUCAUGUAUUAUCAUGGAGUACUUAUGGCUAAAGCUUUGACUGAACUCUGCAGGGCUCAGCAACUCUGAUGCCCAAUCCACGCACGUGUGUUUCCUCAAAGAGUAUCCCAGAAUUCCCUCCAGUAACCUCACCGCAUGUCGCGCAUCAGGAGCACACUGGACACCGUUACCAAAGCUGUGAGCGGAACGGUGAACUCUGACCUCCUCGCCAAAAUCACGCGCCUCAAACCCAGUGCCACCCAGGGCAAAACUAUAGAUGUUAAAGUGGAAUGUCCCGAGGCAGAGGCCGGAGCUGUCAUGACCAUGGCGACACCUGAGCCGCCCAGAGAGAAAGAGGUGAAAAAAGACAUGGAACUUCAUAAAGAAGCCCCAAAAUCUAUCAGCAGUCUGUCUAGCAGCACAGGAAGCACGACCAGUGCAGUUGCAAAGCAAACGCUGCAACGUUUUCAGCCUGCAGCCUUCACAACCAACAUGGAUGAAACAUACGAUCACCUGGCUGAACAUGUCAAUGCCUACUUUGGAAGUGACAUGCAAGAUGACAAAAGAUCACAACGGGUUAGAGAAGACACAACAUCCUCGAUAUCUCAGAUCCAGUCUAGUGCUCUUCCAAAAAGUAGCAAGGAUGAUAUCCUAAUGGCGGUGCCUGUGUCCUGUAGAUCCACACCAAAAACGCCCCCUGUUAUUGACAAGAAUAGCUCCGUCCCAAGUCCGGAAGCCCCUUCUGCUCCAGCUCAGGAUGAGGCGGUUUCAAACAUCCCCAUAUCGCCAAGGAAAGGCAUCAGUCAUUACCUGUCCUACCCCAGGCCCAGCGUCCAGGCUUUUGUAGGAAACUACAUCACUCCUCUCGUCCCAAAGUUCAGAGCGGAUUCAAAGAGUGGCACAGCAGAGAAGGAAAAGCCCUCUGGAUCUGAACGGGCUGCGUCCCAGGAUGCAAAGAGUGCAGAAAGCAAGGAGCAAAAAGAGGCAGAAGAGAAAGCACAGAGGCUGUUGUCUCAGAGGGAGAAGAUUAUAGCACGUGUUAGUGUGGAUAACCGAACCAGAGCACUGGUCAAGAGUCUUCAGCGAGUCACUGAUGUGAAGAUCACCAUCAGCAGGGUGGAGGAACUGAGCUUCCACCUGCUGGAAUUUCCAGAGACCAGAGGGGUGGCAGUCACUGAGAAGGUCAUCCCGUGUCUGCUGCGUUUGAGGCAGGCCAGAGACGUCAAUCUGCAGGCUGCAGUGAGACAGGCUCUGGCUCUGGUGGGCUACAAUGACCCAGUCAAAGGCAGAGGAAUACGUGUCCUCUCCAUCGACGGAGGGGGGACCAGGGGUUUGGUUGCAUUGCAGGCUUUGCACAGGCUGGAGAGUUUGACAGGGAAGCCCAUCUACCAGCUGUUUGACUACAUAUGUGGAGUUAGUACAGGGUCCAUCCUGGCCUUUAUGCUGGGAGUGUUCCAGAUCCCUCUGGAUGAGUGUGAGGAACUCUAUCGGAAGUUGGGAUCUGAUGUCUUUAAACAGAACCUAAUUGUGGGCACAGUGAAAAUGGGAUGGAGUCAUGCGUACUAUGACAGCCAGAUCUGGGAAGAGAUCCUCAAAGAAAGAAUGGGGCCUGGACUAAUGAUCGAGACUUCCAAGGACUCUAAAUGCCCCAAGGUGUCAGCGGUGAGCACCAUUGUGAACAGAGGCCUGCCGCUGAAAGCAUAUGUCUUCAGGAAUUAUAACUUCUUGCCUGGGGUUCGCUCACACUACUUGGGCGGCUGCCAGCAUAAAAUGUGGCAAGCCAUUCGAGCAUCCUCCGCCGCUCCAGGAUACUUCCAGGAGUUUGUACUAGGAAAUGACCUCCACCAGGACGGUGGUCUCUUGAUCAAUAACCCUACCGCUCUGGCCAUCCACGAGAGCAAGUGUUUGUGGCCCAACACGCCUGUGCAGUGUGUGGUGUCUCUGGGCACAGGCCGAUACGAAACCAUAGGCAAGACCAACUCGAGCACUUAUACCAGCUUGAAGACCAAACUCACCAAUGUCAUCAGCAGCGCCACAGACACUGAAGAGGUCCACACGAUGCUGGAUGCCCUCCUCCCCCCGAACACUUAUUUUCGUUUUAACCCUUACAUGAGUGAGGAAAUCCCACUGGACGAGAGCAGACAGGAUAGGCUGGACGUCCUGCAGGCUGAGGGUCAGCAGUACCUGGAGCGAAACGAGAAUAAGCUAAAGAAAGUGGCUAGUGUUCUCACUCAAGAAAAGGGAAUCGUUCAGAAACUCGCCGAAUGGGCCCAGCUUAAAGCUGACAUGUACGAUGGCCUUCCUUUUCGCUCGAAACUCUAAACUUACAAUCUAAACCAAACUAGCACAACCUCUGACCUUUUAACACAUAACAAGGUAAACUGAGUGCUACAGUGUAACUACACAAUGCAUGUUGCCAUAUGCCAAUAGCAAAUCAAGUCUGUUGCCUCAUUCUGACGAGCACAUACGAUUGAAAAGAUUCAUUAGGUCUGAUUUUAAGGCUUUAUUUUUAUUGUAACAAAAGUUAUUGUUUACCUUGUGUCGUUUGAAACGAAGAUCCUUGAAAGCACGAAAAGUUAGCGGCAAUACUAACUAGCUAUCACAAUGCAUUUGCUGCUUUUCAUUUGUUGGGAUAUACUAAUGUAAUUUGAUCCGUUAAUUUACAAUAGGAUACAUUUGCUGUUGUGUAAUGUCUCUCAUUGAAAAACCCUUAGUAUUAGUCGACUGAACUGACAGUACUGUAGUUAGCAUGAGUUGCUAAAUCAUUUUCAACCUCAUUUUUUUUUAAUUCAAAUGAUCAGCCUUGUAAUUUUAUGUCAGACCACAGUGGUAUCCAGCAGCACUAAUGUUUUAAAGAUUUUGCACGCAAUGUUUCGAAAGCACUCAAUGCAGUUGCGUUAUGGCUGAAGAUGGCUUGCAUUGAUUAUCGUGGAAAUACUAAUGAAAUGAUCAUUGAUUUUGUGUAUUAUGUUUGAAUGCCUCCGCUGCUUUCCAGUACACAUUUUUAUUUGCUUCUGCAUGCACUUAGCUGGAAAAUAUUUGACAUAAUUUAUUGGUUCUUUUCAGACCGAGUGUAUAAUAUUGUAAAGUAUUUUGAAUCCAUGUAUGUGUAAAAAAAUAAACAUUAAUGUAUAACAGUGUUGUAGAUUUCAGUUUUAACAGCUCGAUUCAGAAAUUCAAUUUUCCUAUCACCUUGAAACUGUAUUCCCUGAUGAUUAUGAAGAGAAAUAAAUGACUUUAACUUCA
Molecule: messenger RNA, 4905 nt
Organism: Carassius gibelio (silver crucian carp)
Lineage: Eukaryota; Metazoa; Chordata; Actinopteri; Cypriniformes; Cyprinidae
Product: calcium-independent phospholipase A2-gamma
Exons: 15
Coding region: 1816-3981 (721 amino acids)
Biological process (GO): arachidonate metabolic process
Cellular component (GO): membrane
Source: RefSeq, a predicted model, not a curated record